Molecule: messenger RNA, 924 nt
Organism: Acanthosepion pharaonis
Lineage: Eukaryota; Metazoa; Mollusca; Cephalopoda; Sepiida; Sepiidae
Source: the annotation of a GenBank genome assembly
AUGACUGCAUCAAAUAGUAUAUUAGAUUUGCCAACAAGAAAUGAACUUCACAAAUUCACAUCUUUUGAACAUUGCGUAGCUGGAAUUAUCUACGCACUUCUCGGUUGCUUUGUCUUCGCAACAUGUGGAAUCUGUAUGAUCCUUCUCACAAGACAAAGCCCCAAACCAAGGAGGAAAUACGCAAUUCUUAUUCAUAUCCUUAUCACAGCUAUGGCUGUUAACGGAGGAUUUGCUGCUCAUGCCUCAUCCAGCAUUGCUGGCAGAUGGCUUUAUGGCAGCAUUGGUUGCCAAUUAAUGGGUUUCUGGGGAUUCUUUGCUGGGAUGUCCCACAUUUGGUUACUUUUUGCAUUUGGAAUGGAACGCUAUGUUGCUGUAUGCCACCGUGAAUUCUAUAACCAAAUGCCGUCUAUUUAUUACACAGUAAUAAUUGCAUUGAUGUACAUUUUUGGAACCUUUUGGGCAACAAUGCCUUUACUUGGAUGGGGAACAUAUGGCCUGGAAGUUCAUGGAACUUCUUGUACUAUCAACUACAGUUUAUCUGACGAGAGCUACCAAUCUUUUAUCUUUUUCUUGGCUGUAUUUUCGUUUGUCUUUCCCAUGAUUUCUGGUUGGUAUGCCGUCACUAAGGCUUGGUCCAGUUUGAGUUCAAUUCCAGACGCUGAAAAGGAGAAGGACAAAGAUAUUCUCUCAGAAGAACAAUUAACUGCUAUUGCUGGGAUUUUUAUCCUCAUCUCCAUGAUUUCAUGGUCAGGUUUUGGCUACGUUGCAAUCUACAGCGCUAUUACCCAUGCAGGAGCCAGCCUCAGUCAUUUGGCGGGUCAUAUGGCACCACUGAUGAGUAAAACUGGAUGUGCCUUAUUCCCGAUUCUCAUCUUUAUUGCUACUGCCCGUACUCUUCCUAAAAUUGACACUAAGAAGCCCUAA